Monopterus albus (swamp eel) is the source of this 4563-nucleotide messenger RNA. It is a transcript of the gene rtkn2, whose product is annotated as rhotekin 2. The record is from RefSeq and is a predicted model, not a curated record. NCBI's taxonomy places the organism in Eukaryota, Metazoa, Chordata, Actinopteri, Synbranchiformes, Synbranchidae. Gene Ontology annotation, biological process: positive regulation of cell population proliferation; hemopoiesis.
UCGAUGUUCCGUCUGAAAAGGCGGAGCGUGUGUUUCAUAUUGUCAUUUUUGAACAAAAACUGUGGCUCUGUGUGUUUUUAUUAUAUGUUAUUAUGUUUAACCGCAUUUCUUACGUACUUCCGUUCUUACUUUAAUUUUAGUAUAAAUUUCGGAUGUGUCCCUUAAACAAAGUUAUUAGGCUGUAUUAUCAUGACAUAAAACAUCUUUGUUGAGACUAAUAAACAGACUGUCGUUUUGAGUUUCAUGUUUCCAUUUCCCAAAGCAAGUAAUAAUUUGUAGCAGCGAUAUAUACUGUAUGUUCUCUUUGUUCACCUGGCAGUAUCUUUACUCCGGUAGACAUGGUGAAACAAAUCGAACCAACACGUCCGUUAGAGGGGCGUUAGAAAUUGAGCAAGAAUGUGCUAGCGAAUGGGUGACAGUAUGGAGGACUCGCGGGACGUUCAAACUUCUGAGCGAAACGGGAGCUCCUGGCCGUUUAUAUCGUCCGGUUCUGCGAUGGCAAUGGAGAUUAAACGGAGGAAAACACGUCAGAAUGCCUUAUCCCUGCAAACAGAGAACACUAACAUACAGGAAAAGCUUGACUUUGAGAUGCGAAUGCGGGAUGGGGCCUACAAACUGCUGCUCGCUUCCAGUAAGAAAGAACAGGUUCUUAACGCUUCCAAGAACCUGCUGACCUGCAAUGCCAGGAUCAAGGCUUAUCUCGCUCAGAAGAAGAAAGAGGAGCAGGACAUGACAGGAGCAGUCAGGGGAUAUCCAGGUUCAAAUCGCCGCACGCCCUGUAAUGGGACAGUCGCAUUGUCUGGGCUGCGUAUUCCUUUGCUGUGGAGGGAUUCACAUCACUUUAACGACAGAGGGAGCUCUCGUCGAGUGGCAGCAUUCUGUGUGAUCCAAAUGGGCUCAGAGGUGUUUGACACAGAGAUGGUGGUGGUAGACCGAUCAGUCACUGACAUCUGCUUUGAAGGAGUCACCAUCUUUAAAGAAGCAGUUCCUCACUUUGAGCUGAAGGUAGAGCUGUGGAGCUGUGCCCGGGAAGAGCUCACAUUGGUAAACACACCAAAGAAGCUGGCUAAGAAGCUUCGCAGCUCAUUUGGAAAAGCUGCUGGGAAGAAGCUCUGCCAUCUGCUGGACACUCCAGACCCUGACACCUUCCUGCAGUACAACCCCAUACCCUCUGGAGCCAAAUACAGCCUGCUGGCCUACACUACACUGUGUCUGCCUGAAGCUGAAGGCAGCUUUCAGUCUCACUCUUUCAUUGUCCUCCAAAACGCUGAAUGGUCAUCUUGGCUUCCGCUUUAUGGCAACCUCUGCUGCCGGUUGGUGGCCCAACCUGCCUGCAUGACACAGAGCUUGAUGACUGGCUACCUGAGCCAGAGGCAAAGUGUGGAGGGGAUGAACUGCUGCUGCCGUCUUUACUGUGCUUUGAGCGCCGGCUUUUUGUCCUGCUACUACACCCCGGAAGAAAUUGAUGCCAAAGUGCAGCCCACUCUUAGCAUACCCAUCAAUAAGGACACCCAGAUAUGUGUGAUGGAAAAGGACUCAGCAGGCCAGAAAUCCAAGAAACUGUUGAUCAUCAACCCUUCACCAGAGGGAUCUCAGACUGUUGUUUUCACAACAGACACUAUGGAGGAGCUGGAGCACUGGCUGGACGCCCUCCACCAGCACCUCUAUGAUCAGAGUCAGUGGUUGCAUUGCUGCAACCAGCUAAUGGAGAUCGAGGUCACUUCACAACCGAAACCAUCACUCUUCCUCACCAAGCAGGCUGACUCUGUUUACAAUGACCUCAGUAUAAGUUCUCCUGGCAAGUUUGAGAGUAUCACAGAUAUUAUCCACAACAAGAUAGAGGAGACAGAUGGUUGUUUUCUUAUUGGUCAUGAAGAGCAGAGGGAGGCACCUAAUUGGUCCACUUUGUUUGAUGGGUCCCAUUCAGUAGUAGUGCAGAAGAGUGUUCUGUCCCAAAGCAAAACCUCCACCCCUUGUUCAAGCCCCAACCCCAACACCUGCCCUACAUCUACCAGCAACAAGAAGCGGCGUGCCCCACUCCCUCCCUCUGACAUAGAGCCUUAUGCUACACCCACCCACCCAGCCAGACUUCCCCUCCCUGCUUCAAUUCAUCCUCCUCCUCCUCUCUUGUACCAGGAGAAGGAGAACUCUAGCACUCACGCUUCACGCCCUGCCACAAGGUCCAAAACAGGCAGACCAUCUCUGGAUGCCAAAUUUUCUGCAAUCAUCCAGCAGCUCCAGCGAACACAUGGUCAGCCUCAACCUCCUCUCCAGCCACUCGAGAACGAGAACCACCACACCCAGACCUCAGAAACCACAGCUGAACAUCGCUUUAUCAGACCCAGCCACGGCUCUGGUCCUGGUCCUGUUCCUGUUCCUGCACCAAGGAGCAAACUGAGGAAGUCUUUCAGAGAGAGAAUCAACCUAAAAGCCUUGUGACACUGACCUUCAGUCUUAUCUAGAUUUAAUCAAUCAGCCCUAUUCUGCCACUAAGUACGAAUAACUCUAAUUACAGUUUGAACUUUUCACCUGAGGAAGGUAACGUUGAUAAAAUCGGAUAUCGUAAUAGAUUUCAUUAUCUCAGUGAUACUGUGAGGAUAUUUGGGGCAUAACUCCUAUGGUCCUUCAGCAUUUAAAGGAAUGGUGUUAUUCAGGGGAAUAUGCUCAUCUGCUUUUUGCCAAGAUUUAGAUGAUAAGAUCAAUACUAUUCUUAUAUUUGUACCCUGAGUAUGAAGCUAGGAGCCAGGAGAUGGAAAGCUGAGCAGAAUCUGUCUACCAGCACCUCUAAACUAAUUACACAAUGCGUCUUGUUGGUUUCAUCUGUACAAAAAUGGACAAAGUUACAGUUACACAAGGGAUUAUGUGUCAGACUAUUUCUUGGCAGAGAGCAGUGACUUCCUGGAGUGUUGGAUGAGUCUGACCCUCUAACCCACUUUAGAAAGUCACUGCUACUGGCCAAAACAGUAUUGCACAUAAAGCUAUCUUAAACUGCAACUUGUAAUUUUUACACUUUGGUUUUUGUACAAUUAAACAAGAUCUAACUUUUUGUUUAAUAAGAUGUAGAGGUGAGGAAGGCUAGCUGUUUCCCCCGUGUUCGGUCUUUAUGCCAGGCUAAGCUAACCAUGUCCUGGUCUCAGCUUCAUAUUGAGUAGAUAGGGAUGAGAGUGUUCUCAUCUAACUCGGUGCAUCUUCUAAAAUGUUUAUUUUUACCUAAAAGAUGGGUGAUAUGCUCUCUAGAAACAACAGAUGAUGUCAUGAUAGACCCAUCCAUCAUGACAGCCCAAAUCCUAGUUCACACAUCAUAUCACAAUAUCAAUAUUGUAUUGAUACACCUCCAGUUCCACUCUACAUUUAUGAGCUUUCUCAUAUGCACCUAUCCCAUAGAUGAAUUUGAAAGCUGCAUGUUGGCUUAAACUCUGCCAUCAUCAAUCUCACUAAAAUGGAAAGGCUUAUUUCUCAGUUCUGCCACUGGAACAUGAACCAAAGGAGAGUUUGCAAAAGCACUGAAAUUGGAAUUGAUCCAUUGACUGGCUGCAGAGGAGCCAUUCCUUUUUGGAAUUACUGACUUAAUCCACUUAACUGUGACAACUUUAUGACCACUAUAGCUGAUUUUAAGGAAACAGGAUUUUAGGAGCAAUUCCAAGCAAUAAUGUGACUUCUCCAUUUCCCAGAGGUCUUAAUAAUAGAGUGACCUUUAUUUCUAGUGGCUGUACAGUAUGUCAUAUAAUUUAAUACUGCAGCCCAUAAAUGCUGUGAACAUAAUUGAAGAAGUAUUUUGAGCAGCUAAAAUAAUGAAUUCCCCAAUUUUUGUGUUUUGAGCAUAUCCGAUACUCUCAGCCACAAAAUUUUCCAACCACUUAACGAUUACAUGCUGAACAACGGUUGUUACAAUUACAGUGUACAAAAACACUAGGAUUAGCAGCGUUCGCUGAAAUUGUCUGGCCAGAUGAAGUGGUGUGGUGAAAGCCACAGUCACGCUUGUGAUCUUACCUACUAAAUUCUGUUGAAUCAAGAGCAGGAUAUGUAGAUUUGAGUGAAAGUAGAUUACAGGAUGAUUUAGUCUAAUCCUUGAAAGAACUGAGAUCGACUCUAAAAAGGGGGGGAUGAAGUUCAGUAAUAACAUGUUGAAAUGUUUUUUAUACUUGGGACAUUAGUUACUGUGAUGUUGUACUGCAUAUCCUUGGUUCUAAAGUAAAACCUCAUAGCAUUAGUUUGUAGAUGUUCUCGGGCUGUAUGAUUAUAGCAGAAAUCAAGCUUAUACAUCUCAGCCAUUUAACUUGGCAAGCUAGUAAUUAAAAACAUUAAACUACAUGUCAGCAUUACUGACAGUUAUUGUAAAAUCUGACAUUUCUGUUUGUGUUGAAUGUUUAACUGUGUAGCUCUAGUGAAAAUAUUUUUAAUACAAAUACAGGAGAGGUUGCCUCUGUGGACAUUAAGGCUGGGAAGUGCAGGUGAUCUAAUGCCUAAAAAAUGUACAGCUGCUUUAUGACUUAACAAGGACCGAACAUUCCCACACUGAUCAUAGCCAAAUUUAUAUUCAUUUUACUGUGUUUUUAACAUGCG